Messenger RNA from Rodentolepis nana, 2934 nucleotides. NCBI's taxonomy places the organism in Eukaryota, Metazoa, Platyhelminthes, Cestoda, Cyclophyllidea, Hymenolepididae. The record is from the annotation of a GenBank genome assembly.
AUGUUUGUUGAAAUGAAUCUUCUUGCAAGUGGAAAGCUUUCUGGAAAGUGGGCUCAGUCAAUCGCAAAUGAGGUGUCGAAAAGAAUUGAAUACUACUUGAUUGACUCCAUUUCGGUUUUUAAAACAUCCAAACAGAAACUGCUUGUCAAAACACUGAAAAUGUCAGUUAUUUGUGCUAUUGCCGAGCUCUUCAUAAUGGAUUCCAAUUUCUCUAUAGUCCUACAUGGAAUGGAAUUCUUUUCCCGUUUAAUUUCCGGUAUUUCUGAGACUGAGCCAAAGGAUAUAUCGAAAAGGGACUUUAACACUUUACUGGUUAAUCAAUCUGGUGAUGGAUUCAGCUGGAUCAUCCACUUGGCAACGAACUUUCUUCGAAUUGUACUUUCUGAGUCCAGCCCCCUUCUUCUAGGCGAGGCAUCACAGCUGAUCUCCAAGAUUGUACGAUUACCUGGAGGUUCACGAUCUCUUCUCCAUGAUCUUGCUGUACCAAUACUAGGUUGUUACGACAAGGACUUUGAAAUCACGGGUGCUUCUUCCUCAAAACUUCGUAAAGAAGCUAUCGAUUUGGUCAUUGAAAUUCUUUUACUCUGUCCAUCCUCAGAAAUUAAUUUCUGCGAAAUAGUGGACACUAUCAUUGUACCUGGGUUGUGUGAUCCCAAGGAAGUGGUUCGAAGUGCAGCAGUUGACUGCCUGGCAGUUGUUGUAAGUAUCCAGGGUGUAACCUUACUUGAUCGUGCGGAAUCACAGCUUUCCAUUUUCUCUCAACGCAAUAACAACAGCAUCCAAGAAGAAGAAGAGGCUAAAAAAAAUAAAGACCAUGGCCAGCAACAGGACCUGCUCCUAUUGCAAAUCCUAGCCGCAUUGCGCUCCGCCGUACUCCAACGUCAACUCCCCACCCUUGACAAUCAAUUUCGUGUUGUUCGAUCCACCACCAGAAAGAAUUCUAGCAACGGAAUGUCUGCUAUGGGACACACCAAUUACGAAGCCUCCUCAUCAGCCAUUAGUGAGCGUCGAAAGCCGAGUGCUGGUCGUAUGCAUGGUAAUUUACGACUGCCUUGGGAUCCAAGAGAUAGCGUUUUUGUUGUCGGUUACUCCAGUGGCUCCCCAUCUUCUAUAACCCCUUCUCCCACCAAACCAAUUAACUCUUCUAUGGAUACUGAUCCUUACGCACCGAAACCAAAUGUUCAGCUUCCGUGGCGACCAAACGCUAAUCAAGUACCCCCUUUUGAAUUGGAUGGUCGAACAACUAUGCGUCGUAGCUUGAAAAGUUGUGCGGAUUCCCAUUGUCGUACAAAUCAAACCCGCCAUACAAAGGCGAAUUCGCCUCCCAGGAAAUUCACCGAAUCGUUGGCAAGUCUCUCCCUGGCUUCUGAAGGCUCCUCCGCAACUCGAAAUAUUUCAGCUGGUUCACCUGAGAUAACAAGUAUCCGCCGAAGGGCAUCUCAACAAGGAAUUCUCCAAGUGAAUACAAAUUUAGACCCCCCUUGCUCUUUUGUUAGUGACCCAAAGAAUGGAGAAUCCCCGAAUUCCAACCGACUCCAUAAUCGACACAAUGUGGGAAACCGAUCGUAUCUUAACGCACCCCACAUUCCCCUAAGUCUAACAACAGUUCGAUCUAGUAUAACCAACCAACAUAGUCCUAAAUUCGAUGACCUGCCCAAUCAUCUGAAAGCUUUCACUGCAUCCAUCGAACCGCAUAGUCCUCAUCUUGGACCUCUCCGAGGACAGCACGAUAUUGUUACAAAUAUAAAGCUCCCUAAUUCACAGUCCGAUUUUGACAUUGUUGGCAGAAGUGUUCAUCCAGUUGGAGAUAUCAAAGAGCAGUCAGGUAAACAGGAGGCAAUCAAAAAUUUCCAAGAAUUAAGUGAAAGCGCCCCCGAUGUAUCUGGUCGUACAACCGUAUUAGAAAAUCUCUCCUUUGGUAACGACGAUUUCAAAAUGGAAUAUGCGAAUACCCUCAAGACAGGUAUUGAGGAUCACUCAUCUCGAAGUUUUCGUCAAAGACCCAGUCAAGCUCUACGAAGUGACAGUCUGCAAUCAGGUUCGGCUGAAAGCAGAAUUCGGGCUGAAGUGGAUGAUGCAAAGUUCUCACGCACUUGUUCACAAAUACCAACUCAAACAGCGCCUCAGAUGCGCCCAAAACGACCCCCAACUUUUCCUCGAAGUAAUAGUCCGAAUCGGAGGGGUAUCCGAAAAUAUAACGCUAACGACGGAGGUGAAAACGUAGUGGUUUCUCAACUUUCCAAAAAUUCUUCAUUGAAUUUGGAAACAGGGACUAAUCGAGACGUAAAUGCAAUCCUUAGUCGAAUAUCUUCUUCAGAUUGGGAGGACAAGGUGGAUGGGCUGCUAAGCCUAUCUUCUCUUGCUUUAAGGAAUCCCCUCGCCUUCUCCACUCCAUCUGAAUCCUACUCAGCAGUUAUUCAUUCCGUUAUCUCAGAAUGCAAGAACCUCCGUUCUCAGGUAUCCAGGCAAGCAGUGAAGACUCUCUCUGACCUCUUUAGGGGCCUAGGACGUCUGCUUGAUCCUCACGUUGACACCUGCAUUCGUGUGCUUCUUGGAAAGAUUGGUGAGGCGUCUGCAGCCUUCCUUCGAGGUGAAGUCGCCAUCGCACUCAGCGACAUUAUUCGAUCUGUAAAUCCUAAUAGGGCCCUCAUUGCUCUCUUCCAACAUGGACCUGGAUAUUACGGUCGUCGCAUUCUCGCUACUCUACAACAGAACCCUGAUUUUGACCGCAUAGUGUCACGAUAUCUCUCCGGACAGACGUUGAGAGCCGUUCGUGAUGCCACAGAAUACUUACACACCAAAGGUUUGGGGGAACCACCGACUAGUGUGGUAUCUGCCAGAUGUCCAAGGACAGCCAUAGCCAGUGAUCAGAUCAGCCAUUCCCUUAUUCAAAGUCGUGGUUGCAGCGCCGGAGGACUUGGCGGAGGUCUAUAG